Molecule: messenger RNA, 2953 nt
Organism: Oenanthe melanoleuca
Lineage: Eukaryota; Metazoa; Chordata; Aves; Passeriformes; Muscicapidae
Gene: HOOK1
Product: hook microtubule tethering protein 1
Exons: 5
Coding region: 128-508 (126 amino acids)
Biological process (GO): cytoplasmic microtubule organization; cytoskeleton-dependent intracellular transport
Cellular component (GO): centrosome; cytoplasm
Molecular function (GO): microtubule binding; dynein light intermediate chain binding
Source: RefSeq, a predicted model, not a curated record
GUUGAACGAGGUUCAUGAUGAGUUACAGAAGAAAGAGGCUGAUCUUGCAGAGCUCCAGCCUGAUGACAGUCAGAACCCCCAGAAGAUUGGAGAGCUGGAAGCAGCUUUACGAAAAAAAGAUGAGGAUAUGAAAGCAAUGGAAGAAAGAUAUAAAAUGUACCUUGAAAAAGCAAGAAAUGUGAUAAAAACCUUAGACCCUAAGCUAAAUCCAGCAUCAGCAGAAAUUAUGUUGCUUAGAAAACAGAUAUUGGAAAAAGAAAAAAGAAUCGAAGCACUAGAGAAUGAAUACAAGAUGGCCAAGCUACGUGACUAUGAGGAAAAGCUGAUUGUAACUGCGUGGUACAACAAGAGCCUGAGUCUGCAGAAGCUGGGCAUGGAAGCCAGGCUGGUGGGCAGCAGUGGCAGCUGCGGGGCCGGGCCUGGCCGCUCCUUCCUGGCGCAGCAGCGGCACGUCACCAACACCAGGAGGAACCUCACUGUUAAAGUACCAGGUGCAACAGCAGAUUAAACACCAGGACAUGAGGAAAACUCACAUGCUAAAAGUGUCCUUAAAUGUUUUAUACCCUUCCACUUUACCUGCUUGAUGAAAGAGGAGGUUAGAAUGGUGGGCAGCUGCAAAUUGCAACAUCAGAACCUGUCAGGAAGGGAUUAAAGGUGAUCAGCCAGAAGGUAGCACUUAGUUUUUCCUAGUAGAUUUAAUAACUGCAGCAUGUACAAGCACAACUUCAAAGAUUUCUAUUUGCCUUCAGAUUAUAUUGUAAAUAUGAAAUUUGGCACUCUAUAUUUAAAACUUUAUUUAAAUGGGUUUGGGCUAGAAAGUUGACUUUUAUAAUGGGAAGAUAUUAUGCAAAGGUGUACUUCAGGAAACUGGCAAUAUUGGACAUUUUUGCUGGGCUCUUCUGAAAACAGACCUAAAAGAUUGGUAACAUCUUUUAAAAAAAGGCUUUUUUAGAAUAAAAAGUACAAUUUUAAAAGCAGGAAAGUACUUGCAUUUAUAGAAGAAGAUAAUAAAGGUAUGGUACCAGUUGUUAGGUAACAAUUGGAGACAGGAUUUGUUUUGUGAGGAGCAGAAUUUCUCAGUUUAUUAAAAAAAAAAAAAAAAAAGCAAAGCUUAAGUUGGUGCAUAUAUACACUGAGGAAAACCUGUCUUUAAGAAGUUGAAAUCACUUAAGCCAAAAAAGCUUGUCUUCUCCUAGGUAAGAAAAAAGCUAUACUAACUUAGAAGUCUGGGCUGUAUUUUAAAAGUCUGGCAUAUUGGUAUACUGCAUUUAUUUGCAGAAAGGGGAUUAGGUGGGAAGAAGCCCCAUUUAUUUCAACCUAUUUAUACAACCCUGUGCAUGGAAAUUGCAUUUCCUCUUUUUUAAAUGUAGUUUCACUCAGUUAUUCUGAACUAACUGUGCUAGGCAGAGGAAUGAGAGAUGACUUUGGCAGUUACUGGCAGCAGAGAUUGUUUGUUGGCAGGGAGAAAAGUGCAUAAACUGUAAUAGUUCAAUAGAAGAUGAAACGGGGGUUGAUAAUCUGAAAUCUGUGUCCAGGAAGUUGCUGUCUUUCACAAAACUUGUGACUUUAUUUCCCAAAUGUCUAACUCUUGUUUUGAAUUGUAUUUUAGGAAACCUGUUAAUGUCUGUUACUUGCAAAGGGUCUAGAAAAAGUUAAUUAUACCCAUAGUUAAUAAAAUUGCAGCAGCUCUUAAAAUGAAAUGAAUACACCUAAAUUAAGUAUUUGAGGGUGCUGUACCAGACCACCAUCUAAUAUAAAAUUCAGCUGCCUGUGAGAAUGAAAGCACACCUGUCUCACCAUUAAGGCCAUCUUUGAUUUGAGAACAGGGUUUAGCUUUACAGAAUUAUCAGGUUUUGAAUUGUGACAUUUGGACAGACAUUUUGUCUGCCCCUCACUAUAGCUUGUCCUUUGAUUUCUUCCUUCCCCAACAUCUUAAAUUUUUAAUUGGGCAUUGCAUGUAAUGCCAGAGAAAAGGCAAGCAUUCAUUUUUGAUACUUAGGGUUGCUUCUUAGUUGUGGUGGUUGUUUUACAGUGCUGUAUGUAUGAAUAGGCAUUCAGCAGAUUUCUCCUUCAAAAGGCAUUGUUUAAAAGCCAGUGUCGUGCUGAGUGUGGCAUGAGGCAGAUCUGUGGCUGUUGGAGAGCUGUCUGUGGUGGUGUUCUUCAGGACUUCAUGCUUCUUUGGACUACCUCGUGGGUUUUGAGGUCUUUUAUUGCUGCAGUGGUGUUAGUGGAGUUGGUGUUUUUAAGGUACAGUUGCAUAUUUAGUCUGCCAGUGCUGUGGGUGGGAGGGAGGUGGUGGUGAGCAGUGGAGCAGGAGGUUGUGUUAGCAAGAUGCUUCCAUUCCUAAAGUCUGGUAUUUGGUGUGUUCUAGUGAAGUGUGGAGCUGUCUCUGAUGGUGUUGAGUGGGUCUCUUAACCUUUGUUCUUUGCAGCAUGGAAACUUUCAUGGAUGUCCUUCAAAUACUCAUGUAGUUGGUAGGCUUGAUUUGUUGUACUUCUCCCAGUAGUGGAGCUGUGUCAGUAGUCUGUCAGGUGCUGAAUAGUGGCAAACUUGGAGAAAAUGUCUUUGACUUACACUUCUCAAAACUGCAGACCCUGGGACCAAAAAAACCUAAGAACCUCCCUAUCAUUUAAUUGGAAGUUUGUCUUCUGACUAGUGAUGGAAGAAUUUAAGUCCUGAACUACAGGCAGGGAUCAGCCUUUUUCAGGGCACAAUUGUCCCCAGUAAUUAUGUUGGGGUUGCCAAAAUGAAUCUGGUUUUCAGGUAUUGGACAAAAUGUUGCUUAUUUGGGGCUUUUCCAAACUGUUAAGAGUGAAGCCUGUGAAUAUCACUCAAGGGUUUCUUUGGGACUGAGAACCUGUUUAAAAGCAGCUGUUCUACUAGUGGUUAAACCUGGGUUCUGUCCUGUGAAUGAGGAACUGAUGUGUGGAAAUAAAUACUGGAUUAUAAGCCA